Molecule: messenger RNA, 6273 nt
Organism: Epinephelus lanceolatus (giant grouper)
Lineage: Eukaryota; Metazoa; Chordata; Actinopteri; Perciformes; Serranidae
Gene: trpc7b
Product: transient receptor potential cation channel, subfamily C, member 7b
Biological process (GO): regulation of cytosolic calcium ion concentration; single fertilization; calcium ion transmembrane transport
Cellular component (GO): cation channel complex; plasma membrane
Molecular function (GO): store-operated calcium channel activity; inositol 1,4,5 trisphosphate binding; protein binding
Source: RefSeq, a predicted model, not a curated record
GCUCGUCUCUGCUGCGCCGCUCAGAAGAAACUUGUGCGGUUGAAACUUUGACAAGCAUCAUUAAAUGUGUGCCACAUAGCAGGACACAUUUUAAAGUAUAUGCUGCUCAAGAACUCACCCAAUGUCUGACGAAGGAGAGGAAACCGACAGCGGCGAGAGAGCCCACCUCUCCGAGUCUCCCUCCCCGCCUCUGUCUGUCUAUCCUCCCGGAGGAUCUCCUCCCUCAUCGCGGCCCCUGGACAUCUUUUCCUCCGCCUCUCCGCUGCUGGGGGACACAGACCCGCCUUACCUCGCCACUCCGGAGUGCGUCCACGCGCCUCCAGAGAACCGGGAGCUCGGGUUCUCCCCGCACUUCACACCGCCAAAGUUCUGCCAGAGCACCGGGGACAUUGGCUCUCCGUUAUGCUCGCGGCCGGAUGUGCGGAUAGAUGCGGUGUACGACCACCGCGAUGACCCGUUCCCCAAGUGGAGAGGACGAGGAGCGGCGAACGCUGAGCGCUUUCAGCACCGCGGACAGAGGCUCCACCGGGCUCCGGAGCUCUCAGACCACGGGAACCACUUCUCUGCUGAGCACAUCGACACCGGGUUCAACUCCGAAACCAGGCAAACGGUGGAGGCCAUGCAUCGCCGGCACACCACACUGAGAGAGAAGGGGCGUCGCCAGGCAGUGCGGGGCCCGGCCUAUAUGUUCAAUGAACGCGGCUCGGCACUAACACCAGAGGAGGAACGUUUUCUGGAUGCUGCUGAAUACGGAAACAUCCCUGUGGUUCGCAAAAUGCUGGAAGAGUCCAAAACCCUCAACUUCAACUGUGUGGACUACAUGGGCCAGAAUGCUUUGCAGCUGGCAGUGGGCAACGAGCACCUAGAAGUGACAGAGCUGCUUCUAAAGAAGGAUGGUUUGGCCAGGAUUGGGGACGGCCUGCUUUUGGCUAUCUCAAAGGGUUACGUCCGAAUCGUUGAAGCCAUUCUUGCCCAUCCCGCUUUUGGCGGAGGUCUCAGAUUGACUUUGAGCCCUCUGGAGCAGGAGAUGCGUGAUGAUGACUUUUACGCCUAUGACGAGGAUGGAACACGUUUUUCACAUGACGUCACGCCCAUCAUCCUGGCUGCUCACUGCCUGGAGUACGAGAUCGUGCACAUCCUUUUGACGAAGGGGGCCCGCAUAGAAAGACCCCAUGACUACUUCUGUAAGUGUUCGGAGUGUGUGGAGAAACAGAAGAAAGACUCGUUCAGUCACUCACGCUCCAGGAUGAAUGCAUAUAAGGGCCUGGCCAGUGCAGCUUACCUGUCGCUCAGCAGCGAAGACCCUGUGCUGACUGCCCUUGAGCUCAGCAAUGAGCUGGCAAGACUGGCCAACAUCGAGACAGAGUUUAAGAAUGACUACCGUAAGCUGUCCAUGCAGUGUAAGGAUUUUGUGGUGGGUGUGUUGGACCUUUGUCGGAACACAGAGGAAGUGGAGGCCAUACUGAACGGCGACGUGGAUCAGUGCUCUCCAAGCCCCUACAACCGACCCUGCCUCAGCCGUGUCAUACUGGCCAUCAAGUACGAAGUCAAGAAGUUCGUUGCUCACCCCAACUGUCAACAGCAGCUGCUGACUAUCUGGUACGAGAACCUGCCUGGUCUGAGGCAGCAGUCUAUCGGGGUGAAGUGCUGGACGGUGCUGGGGGUCACCAUCGGUCUGCCCUUCCUGGCUAUCUCCUACUGGAUAAUGCCAUGUAGCAAGCUCGGUCAGAUCCUGCGAAGCCCCUUCAUGAAGUUCGUGGCUCACGCUGUCUCCUUCACCAUCUUCUUGGGUCUGCUGGUCGUCAAUGCCUCUGACCGCUUUGAGGGUGUCAAGAACCUGCCCAACGAGACCAUCACAGACCACCCGCGACAAGUGUUCAGGGUCAAGACCACCCAGUUCUCCUGGACUGAGAUGUUGAUCAUGAAGUGGGUGUUGGGUAUGAUUUGGUCAGAGUGUAAGGAGAUCUGGACCGACGGGCCGCGAGAGUACAUCAUGCACUUGUGGAACGUUCUGGACUUUGGCAUGCUGUCCAUCUUCGUGGCUUCAUUCACGGCACGCUUCAUGGCGUUCCUCAAGGCGUCCAAAGCCCAGCAGUACGUGGACAUGCACGUUCCAGACGAAGACCUCAGUAACGCCUCACUGCCUGAUGAAAUCGCCUACUUCACAUUCGCCAGGAACAAGUGGCGCCCCUCAGACCCCCAGAUCAUCUCAGAAGGCCUGUACGCCAUCGCUGUGGUGCUGAGCUUCUCGCGCAUCGCUUACAUCCUGCCAGCCAAUGAGAGCUUUGGCCCGCUGCAGAUCUCACUGGGGCGCACGGUCAAGGAUAUCUUCAAGUUCAUGGUCAUCUUCAUCAUGGUGUUUGUGGCCUUCAUGAUCGGCAUGUUCAACCUGUACUCGUACUACCUGGGAGCCAAGUACAAUCCUGCCUUCACAACAGUGGAGGAGAGUUUCAAGACUCUCUUCUGGUCCAUCUUCGGGCUGUCUGAAGUGAUCUCUGUGGUGCUGAAGUACGACCAUAAGUUCAUAGAGAACAUCGGCUACGUGCUGUACGGAGUCUAUAAUGUGACGAUGGUGGUCGUCCUUCUCAACAUGCUCAUCGCUAUGAUCAACAGCUCGUACCAGGAGAUAGAGGAGGAUGCCGACGUCGAGUGGAAGUUUGCCCGAGCCAAGCUGUGGCUCUCCUACUUUGACGAGGGCCGCACCCUGCCCGCCCCCUUCAACCUGGUUCCCAGCCCAAAGUCCUUCUACUACCUUGUCCUCCGCAUUAAGUCCUGCCUGAUACGCCUCUGCAAGGCCAACAGCCGUCGCCAUAACAACGAGCUGGAGCUGGGCAUGCUCAACUCACAGGCCAAGGAUGAACGCCACAGGACUUAUACACGCCCAGGAGAGGAGUUCAUCCCCAAAAAGUCUAGGAAACACCCGACCAGAUACCAGAAAAUCAUGAAGCGCCUCAUCAAGCGGUAUGUGCUGAAGGCUCAAGUGGACAGAGAGAGCGAUGAAGUCAAUGAAGGCGAGCUGAAGGAGAUAAAGCAAGACAUUUCCAGUCUCCGCUAUGAGCUCCUAGAAGAGAAGUCCCAGGCCGCUGGAGAACUGGCUCUGCUCAUCCAACAACUUGGCGACAAGUUUGGCAAGAACACCAUGAGACACUGACAGGACUCACAAGAAGGAGAGAGAGGGAGAAGGAGGGAGGGAGGAAGAUGUGAAAGGGGGGUGAAGUCAGGAGGUGGGGGCAGAGGGCAGGGUAUUUUUAAGACCUUGAUAGGGGAAGAGGGAGAAAAAAAGGAGGGGAAGGAGGAUGUUUACGGGAUAAAAAGGGAAGAAAGGGGAAGAAAAGCUUGAGAGAAACAAACUGGGCACAGAGUUGCUAACUUAAAGCAAAAGGCAAGUGUUUUGUAUAUGCAAUGACCAAUUAGGGAGGAAUGUGAAAGGAAGAUAGCUAUGACUGCAGGAUCAAAGGGUUAGAGGUGAAGUAAACUCAGUCAGAGGGGGUUUGUCUUGACAGUUGAAUUCUAAUUAAAGGCGAUGUCUUGCGGGAGUGAGAGAGGAAGACAGAGUCUUGCAGGUUGGGUGAGAAAAAGAGGGAGACGAAUGAGGAGGAGAGCACAAGCGCCAUGAGAUACAAAGAGGCACCACAGGGCAGAAGACCGAGGCAGUGCAAUGAUGAGGGCCCCCACAUCCGCUGCCAAGAGCUAUCAGUGCAUCACCAACUCGGAGGAGAGAGAAAGAGGGAAGCCCAGAGAAGGGAUGACACAGAGAAAGAGUGCUGGAGGGUGAAGGGGGGGACAAGAAAGAAGGAUAUCUGAAAAGAACUGCCACUGUUAUGUUACACCAGAAAGGCAGGCUUUGCUUCUAUGUCUUCACUUUGUCAGGACGAGCAUAGUGUCGCCUGUCGAGAUGGUGUACACCCCUUUAUACACCUUUAUACACCAGGCUAUCUAAUUAAUGCAUUUCCAUCCACAACGCACAACUAAUGAUCAGGAGUCAGAUGACUCAGGAAAAAGCGGUGAAACAAUGUAGGAUUUAUGCACUCAUAGCUCCCUCCGAAAAUGUAACAUUAUUUGUUCUAUGUCGGUCAGAGACCUUUGUAUGUCCACAUAACACACGUGUUGUAUAGAUAUUUAUUACUGCAGCUCCAUGUGAACUGUCUCAGAGAAAUGUUAUGUUAGUAGAAAGUGACUUGGUAGAAUAAAAAAAAAGGAAAAAGAGGUGAUAACGUUUCCUCAGACAGCAUGUCUUUUUCACUCAGAAUUAUUUAAAACACAAUAUACUAAGUAAGCACAUGCUACCAGGAAGCAUGGGUAACCUAUGAAUAGCAAAUGCAGACAGAAUAUAGAGAAACAAAAACAUUUCACAUGAUACCUCUCCCAUUUUGUUUAAAGCCAAGGUCACACGCGUAUUUGAAUAACUUCAAGCCAAUAAAAAUGUUUAAUAUGACCUAGAAAACUGUUGUGGAUGUUCUCCUUUUUAUUGUGCCUUCGCAGCACAAAGUGUCUCUGUUUUUUAAAAUAGUAACCAAAAAGCGACAUGACCUCCGGCAGUUGUGUUUACAGCUGUAAAAAGCAGGAGGUCAGUGCUUAUGAAGAGCACAGGCAGAUAGAAAAACUUCGUCUGAUCGCUUUAGGGCAACCAGACGUUUGUGAAAUGAGAAAAUGUGGGAGAUAUAGAGUUAUGGGAUUUAAGACUUCUGGAACAACAGUGCAAUCAUUUGGCUGUAAAACACUGGGAUUGUGCUGCAGAAGCUGUGUGAAGUAAUUUUAUGGUCUUGUUUUUCUUUUGGAGACUUAUUUGACGCACCACUGCACUAGCUAACCGGCUGUGUUAGAUUUCACCAGUGAUUCAACUGACAUGGGAAUAAGCGGUUAAUAGUUGAACAGUUGGUUUAACUGAAAUAGUACAGCCCAGGCACCAGAAUAAAAUUUUUCACAUUGUACCAUUCUGCAAACUGGCUAUGUAACAUUUAUACGUUUUUUUAACAACAGUUUGGGACAUGUCCAGCCGAGUUUGUUGCAACAAAAGUGGGUGUUAUUAACAACAAUUCAGGAUACGUCCAGCUGUGUUUGUAGUGCCAAAAGCAGGCGUUGUUAACAAUGCGAGACAUUUCCAGCUGUGUUUGUAGCGACAAAAGCGGGCGUUUUUUAAGAACAGUUCAGGACAUGUCCAGCCAUGUUUGUAGUGACAGAAGCAGACAUUAACAACAAUUUGAGACAUUUCCAGCUGUGUUUGUAGCAACAACAGAGGGCAUUUUUAUCAACAGUUUGGGACAUGUCCAGUCGUAUUUGUAGUGACAAAGCUGUGUCUGUGGCGACAAAAGUGGGUGUUUUUAAUGACACUUCAGGACAUGUCCAGCCGUGUUUGUAGCAACAGAAGCAGACGUUAACAAUGUGAGACAUUUCCAGCUGUGUUUGUAGCAACAAAAGCGGACAUUUUUAAUGACAGUUUGAGACAUGUCAAGCCGUGUUUGUAGCAGCAAAAGCAGGUGUUUUUAAAGACUAUUUGGGACAUUUCCAGCCGUGUUUGUAGCGCUAGAAAUGUUUUUUUGACGACAGUUUGGGACAUGUCCAGCCAUGUUUGUAGUGGCAAAAGUGGGCCUUUUUUAACUAUAGUCUGGGACAUGUCCAGACAUGCAUGUGGCGAUAAAAGUGAGCAUUUUUUAAUGACAGUUUGGGAGAUGUCCACCCAACAUUUCCAGCUGUAGUUGUCGCAAUAAAAGCGGGCUUGUUUUAACUGCAGUUUGGGACAUGUCCAGCUGUGUUUGUAGCAACAAAAGCAGCAGUUUUUUUAACAACAGUUCAGAACACUUCCAGAAGUGUUUGUAAAGACAAAAGCAGGUGUUUUUGACAACAGUUUAGGAAACUUCCACCUGUGUUUGUUGCCACAAAAGUGGGUGUGUACAAUGUGAAUUUGAGACAUUUCCAGCCAUAUUUGUCAUGACAAAUGCGGGUGUGUUGUAACUGCAGUUUGGGACAUGUCCACCCAUGUUUGUAGCAACAAAAGUGAGUGUUUUUUAAUGAUCAAUUAGGACAUUUCCAGAUAUGUUUGAAGCAACAAAAAAAAACAGUUUGGGACAUAUCCAGCCAUGUUAGUGGUAACCAAACCGGGUAUUUCAAGCCAAAACAUAUUUUCCUAACCCUAACCAAGUUGUGUCUCCUAACCACAAGAUAACCACAGUGUUACAACAUAACAUUUAAAUUUGAGACUUGAGAAAACAAACUUUUUCAACAUAUCCGCUACAUAUGAAAUGUACAAAUGUAACAUAUCCAUGGUUUGCAGAA